Messenger RNA from Bombus huntii, 2230 nucleotides. It is a transcript of the gene Prpk, whose product is annotated as EKC/KEOPS complex subunit TP53RK. The record is from RefSeq and is a predicted model, not a curated record. Lineage: Eukaryota; Metazoa; Arthropoda; Insecta; Hymenoptera; Apidae. Gene Ontology annotation, biological process: protein phosphorylation. Gene Ontology annotation, cellular component: nucleus; cytosol; EKC/KEOPS complex. Bases 508 to 1242 code for a protein of 244 amino acids. The transcript has 4 exons. Gene Ontology annotation, molecular function: protein serine/threonine kinase activity; ATP binding.
GUAUGAACAAUGUAUUUUUAUUUACUUUACUAAUAAAAAUACUUGCAGAAUUCUAAUUUAAUGAUUUAUAUUAAUAUUUUUAAUACUUUAAUCAGCUUUGCGUUAAUUUAAUUAGAUUAUGUAAUUUUAAUUGAGUUAAAAAAUUAUCUUAUUCUAUGAACAUUACACUUUACGAUUCGCAUAUAAAAUUAUAUACGUAAAAUUAUGUUAAUAAAUGAUUUUUGUAAAAUACAAUUAUGAAUUAAUAUUUGUAUCAUAAAAAUCUUAAAUAUAACAAAAGUAAUUUAUAGAUACGAUAGUCGAAAUUUAUUGGCUGCUUGUACGCAUGCGUCUUCACCUAAGAAGUCUGUAUGUACUUGCGAUUUAAAUAUUCCAGAGUUUUAAUACUGUAAACCACAAUAGACUGUAAGUUAUUAAUGGUUCAUAGAGUAAGAUUUGAUGUGAUUAUAAAGUUCAUACAUUAAACAGUAAACAUGCAAAUUGAUUUAAAGUACAAUAUAUCCGGUAAUGUCACCCUACGAAAAAAUGUUGAAUAAUAUGAAUGAUUUCGAAUUAAUAGCACAAGGUGCCGAGGCACGUGUGUAUAAGGGUAUUUAUUUAGGUAAACUAAUGUUAAUCAAAGAGAGAUUCGAAAAAAAAUAUAGACAUGCUGAUUUAGAUAAGCGUCUCACAAAAGAUCGAAUAAAAGCUGAAUGCCGUGCUAUAAUUCGUGCUAAAGCCGCAGGGAUUGCAACACCAGCUAUAUAUUUGGCAAAUUUAGAGCGGCGGUGUAUUUAUAUGGAAUAUAUACAAGAUGCAAUAAUACUAAAAGAUUUUAUCGAUGAAAAAGUUUCAAAAGAAACAAAUGAUGAUCGUUUAUUAAACUUUAUAGCGCAAGGACUUGGAACAAUUAUUGCUAAAUUACAUUCGAAAAAUAUAAUUCACGGAGACAUGACUACCUCAAACGUACUUUUGAAAAAUAUUGAUGAAGAUCACAUUGGAAAAUAUGUUGCGAACAAUUUUGUUAUAAUAGAUUUUGGUUUGGCUCGUAUAGAAGCGAACGUAGAAGAUAAAGCAGUUGACUUGUACGUUCUUGAACGAUCAUUACUAAGUGCACAUUCAGAAGUACCUCUUUUGUUUUCAAAGAUAUUUGAGAUUUAUCAGAAACAUUACAACAGAACAGAUAAAAGUCAGUGUAAAGAAAUUGUUUCUAAAUAUAAAGAAGUACAAUUACGAGGACGGAAACGAUUAAUGAUCGGUUAAUUUCAACAUAUUUUUUAUGAAUAUAUUAAACGCAUUUUAUUAACAUAUUCUCAAUAAUUUAUACAUGUUAAAUAUACCUUAAAUAAACCACCUUAUAUGAAAUUUGAGCUGUACUGUUUUAUUUUUAAACUAUAAUUUUAAGAUUAUAUAUUAAUUAGUUCUGAUUUAUUAUUUUUACUUGAACAUUAAUAACUUUAUAGGUAUAGACAUUUUUUUCCAUCAGUGUCAUUUACUUCUCAGAAAAAUGUUCUAAUAAAUUGUUAUUAAUCAAAUUUAACAUAUACACAGUUAUAUUAAUAUUUCAAAUUGAUUUUUUAUAUAAUAGCCUUGUGCUUAUUAAGACAAAAGCUAAGACUGUUAAUACAUAAUAUAUUUAAACAGUAAAAACAAUAUUGAGUAUAAAAAUUUUAUGAAUGAUACAUCCAGUAUUAAGUCUGGUCAAAUAUUGAGCAAUAUGGUUAUUUAAAAUGUUUAUUUAUAUUAAUUAUCUGCACAGAUAUAUAAUCUGAUUUGGCAUAUGCAACAUGUUUUCGUAACAUAGUUUACAGUACUUACUUGUAUCAAUGAUAUGCAACAAAAAAACUAAAUUUGAAAUAAAAAUAUUUUAUAACUAAUAUUUAAAAACAUUUUCUUUAAUAGCAAAUAAUUGACCUUUAAAAUAUAACACAUAAUUUUCUAUACAAAAAAUGAAACUCUUUGAUGAAGAAAUACUUUUUUGUGAUAAUGUUUAAUUCCAUAUAACAAGUUAUCCGAGUAAUGAGAAAUUCUUUUGUAUAUUUAUUGCGCUACAAAUUCAAAGCGCAUAUAAUCUAUAUGAUAAGUAAUUGCUCUUCACAGAAAUGUUUAUGAGGCAAAUUGCAUAUAUGCAUGGAGCACUUGAUUGUUGAAAUAUAUGUAUUAACAUCUUUAUCAGUCAAAUCAUCAUUGGUACAGUUUUGAAAAUGCUCAAUCAAAAUGUAGUCCUGAAUAUAUAAUGAUCCAGGUCACC